This is a messenger RNA of Macrosteles quadrilineatus (aster leafhopper), 2196 nucleotides long. Its product is annotated as carbonyl reductase [NADPH] 1-like. Gene Ontology annotation, molecular function: carbonyl reductase (NADPH) activity. The record is from RefSeq and is a predicted model, not a curated record. NCBI's taxonomy places the organism in Eukaryota, Metazoa, Arthropoda, Insecta, Hemiptera, Cicadellidae. The transcript has 6 exons. Bases 205 to 1041 code for a protein of 278 amino acids.
GAGGUUAUGUUUUUGUUUAGUUUGGGUUUGUUUGGCAACAGGAGAAUACCGGUCGGUGGUGCAUAGUUGAGCUCUAAAGUACAGUAGUCACAGACAAAUUCCUCGAGAUCUUUUUUCAUAAUUAUUCAGAACAGGAUAAACUUAAGUGUUGAGAUAUUUCGAAGCAGAUAGAUUUUUACUUACGUUGUUCAGAAGAUUUUAAAAAUGGUCAAAAUUGCUGUUGUUACAGGAUCUAAUAAAGGGAUAGGCUUUGCAAUUGUGAAGGGAUUGUGUGAAAAUUUUCAUGGAACCGUUUACUUGACAGCAAGAGAUGAAGCCAGGGGAAAGUCUGCUGUUGCUGAACUAAACAAACUGAAUUUGAAGCCAGAGUUUCAUCAGCUCGAUAUAACUUCAAAGGAGAGUAUAGCCAAGUUCGCAGAUUUCAUCAAAAACAAGCAUGGCGGUUUGGAUGUAUUAGUUAACAAUGCUGCAAUCGCCUUCAAAGUAGCAGCAACUGAGCCAUUUUCUGAACAAGCCGAGAAGACUGUGCGAGUAAACUAUUUCGCUACUCUGGAUGUUUGCAACGCUUUGUUUCCAUUGUUGAGGACCAAUGCUCGGGUCGUCAAUGUAUCUAGUUCUGCUGGACAUGUCAGUCGUAUACCAGGCAAGGCGUUGCAGGAACGGUUCAAAGAUCCUGCCCUAACGGUAGACAAGUUGAGUGAACUCAUGAAUGAGUUUGUCAGCGCGGCAGCAGAAGGUCGUCACAAGGAGCAAGGGUGGGGGGAGAGUGCAUACGCAGUGUCCAAGGUAGGUGUGAGUGCACUGACGAGAGUGCAUCAACGACAGUUCGACAGUGAUUCUCGUCAGGGAAUUGUCGUCAACUCCGUACAUCCUGGCUACGUAAGCACUGACAUGUCUAGCCACAAGGGCCCUCUCACUAUUGAGGAAGGAGCCGCAGCACCUCUCUACCUGGCUUUGCUGCCUGAGACCGCAGAUGUGCCCAAGGGUCAGUAUGUGUGGUGCGAUUCAACAAUACGCAACUGGACCGAUCCCCAAAUGUAGUAUUUAACAGAACUACGAAAAACUCUCUACCUUUUGUGAAACUUACCGCUGGACUUUGUUGAGACAACAUUUACUGAUUUACUGUAAUUCGCAUUUUUUUAGCAUGAUUGCAUAGUUUCAUGUCUACUUAAGUAACUCCGAUUAAUCAAUUUUUUCAGUGAUAGUUUGCUUCACCUCCUUGUUUACCUAGGUGUUAAAAUUCAACAAUCAUAGUUAUAUCAGUUUGUACUGUAUUAAAAGCCACAUAAUUCAUACGGGAAUGAAUCAGAAAAGCUCAAGAUUUUUACUUUUUUGUAAGUUAGUGAGUUGCUUUUAGUAGGUAUGUACAUCCUUGAUAUUAAAAUCCAUUUUUAGCCCCUGAGCUGUGAUAUUAAUUAAAAAUAGGUAUUUACCUUCGUCUACAGCUCAAUCUGUUGUAACUUGAGUUACGGCCGUUUCAACUAUGACGACGCUACUUCAGCUGAAUGUUCAACGUCUGACGAUGGCAUUAUAAUGCCGAAACGGCCGUAACUCAAGUUACAACAGAUUGAGCUGUAGACAAAGGUAAAUACCUAUUUUUCAUCCUUGAUAGUUUGGCCCUCGAUAAAAUCGGGCUUGAUUACAUCUCUAAAAAAACUUUAGCCUAAAAGAAAUUGUAUGUAUGUAGAGUAAUUUCAUACUGAAGUACAGUAAAAAAUGGAACAAUUAUUAUUACUGCCACUACUGGUACACUUAAUAAUUACAUACAUUAAAUUAAUUAAUGUCUGCUCCUAAUAGUCGAGUAUUAUUUAGUAGUAGAGUAAUUAAUAAAGCGCAACUCCAAACUGCACUACUACAGUACAGCCAAGUGGAUACAAUUCACGGAACUCACAUUUUAUGUGUAGUCGCCAUCCACUCAUUAAAAAAUGCCAUGCUUCUAGUCUGUGGUUAUGUUUAGUUGUUAUUUUUGCCAAAACAUUGGGUUUUUCACACUCACUUAUAGUAACUCUUUGUCAUAAUUGCCUAUCGAUGCUCCGGCCUUUUCUUAAAUUAAAUCCAGCCACCUGUUUACACGGGGCUAUCGAGGUUCUACUUUAGCAAAAUAGGUUAAUGUUUUUGUAUUCAAUAAUUGAUAAUUAUAUUUAAAUACCUCCUGUGAUAUGUUUGUAAUAGAAAUACAUGAUUAUUGGACCACUG